This is a messenger RNA of Phycomyces blakesleeanus NRRL 1555(-), 601 nucleotides long. RefSeq lists its product as hypothetical. The record is from RefSeq and is a predicted model, not a curated record. The transcript has 3 exons. Gene Ontology annotation, molecular function: glutathione peroxidase activity; glutathione transferase activity. Lineage: Eukaryota; Fungi; Mucoromycota; Mucoromycetes; Mucorales; Phycomycetaceae. Gene Ontology annotation, cellular component: nuclear envelope; endoplasmic reticulum; membrane. The coding region runs from base 22 to 459 and encodes 145 amino acids.
CUACUUUUAUUGUAAACUAUCAUGGGUCCCAUUAUAAUUCCUUCUGAAUACGGCUACGUUCUUGCUACUGCUGUUAUAAGUGGUAUCUUUGUUGUCACCCUUGGUGCCAGUACUGGAUAUGCCCGCAAGGCUGCUAAUAUUCCAUAUCCCUAUGUUUAUGCCGAGAGAGCUGAAGCCGAGCAAGAUCCCAAGAAGCAUAUAUUUAACUGUACCCAGCGUGCCCACCAGAAUACACUUGAAGCCCUCCCCCUGUACAACCUCUUAUUGCUUAUUAGUGGUAUUGAAUACCCUAAAGUUGCUUCCGCUGCUGGUUUGGUCUGGGUGGCUGGCAGAGCAUUAUAUGCCAGUGGCUACAAGUCUGGUGACCCCGAAAAGCGCCACAAAGGCGAUUUUAGUUAUAUUGGCUUGUUUACUCUUUUGGGUACUUCUAUAUAUACCAUCUACCAGCUACUGAAGUAGAGAGCGUAUUAUAGCUUACAUACUUUUCUUUAUUCUUCUUUUUUUUACUGAACUACAUGAACUAUAUUGUUUCAAUAGACAUAUGCUAAUUUAUAAUUGCGUAAGAAUUUAUUUGCGCUCUAUAAUAAAAAGCAAAAAAAAA